Messenger RNA from Arachis duranensis, 1849 nucleotides. RefSeq names its product lycopene beta cyclase, chloroplastic/chromoplastic. The record is from RefSeq and is a predicted model, not a curated record. Lineage: Eukaryota; Viridiplantae; Streptophyta; Magnoliopsida; Fabales; Fabaceae. The coding region runs from base 240 to 1760 and encodes 506 amino acids. Gene Ontology annotation, molecular function: oxidoreductase activity, acting on paired donors, with incorporation or reduction of molecular oxygen. The transcript is spliced from 2 exons. Gene Ontology annotation, biological process: carotenoid biosynthetic process.
UCGCGGACAAGUGGUGUCUGUUGGCCACACGAGGUUUACCAUUACCAAAGCCACUCUCUUUCCUCUUUGUUCGUGGUGUUCCUUUUCCUCUUCUCUCUCUCCUCUCCAUGCCUAUGCAUAUUCACUACUUUGGUCUUGUAACUCUGCCAAUUCCAACACUUUUUAGGAUCAUUCUUCUUGGUGUUUUGAGUAAUUUUGUCUUUUUUGGAGAUUAACUAAGGAUAGACAUUGAGAGAACUAUGGAUACUUUGCUCAAAACACCUAACAAGCUUGAAUUCUUGCACCCACUACACGGUUAUUCUGAAAAGCUCGGAACUUUAGCCCCUUCUAAGUUGCAAUUUGGAUUUGGUUCUAAGAAGCAGCCACUUGUGAAGUGGGGUAAGUGCGGUGGUGGUGGUGGUGGUUUGAGGGCUAGUAGCAGUGCCCUUCUUGAACUUGUUCCUGAGAUCAAGAAAGAGAAUCUUGAUUUUGAGCUUCCCUUGUAUGAUUCCUCAAAGGGUGCUGUGGUGGACCUUGCUGUUGUGGGAGGAGGACCGGCAGGGCUCGCCGUGGCGCAGCAGGUUUCUGAGGCAGGGCUCUCUGUUUGUGCCAUUGACCCUAACCCUAGGUUGAUUUGGCCCAACAAUUACGGCGUUUGGGUCGAUGAAUUCGAGGCCAUGGACUUGCUUGAUUGCCUUGACACCACUUGGUCUGGUGCUGUUGUCUACAUUGAUGACAACAAGAAGAAGGAUCUUGAUAGGCCUUAUGGCAGGGUCAAUAGGAAGCAAUUGAAGUCAAAGAUGAUGCAGAAAUGCAUAUCAAAUGGUGUUAAGUUCCACCAAGCUAAAGUCAUCAAGGUUAUUCAUGAGGAUGCCAAAUCUUUGUUGAUUUGUAAUGAUGGUGUCACGGUUCAGGCUACCGUGGUUCUUGAUGCAACUGGCUUUUCCAGAUGCCUUGUUCAGUAUGAUAAACCUUAUAAUCCCGGUUACCAGGUUGCUUAUGGAAUCUUGGCUGAGGUUGAUGAACAUCCAUUUGAUGUGGAUAAAAUGCUUUUCAUGGAUUGGAGAGAUUCCCAUCUGGAUGGGGACAUGGUGCUGAAGGAAAGGAAUAGCAGAAUUCCCACCUUCCUAUAUGCCAUGCCCUUUUCAUCCAAUCGGAUAUUUCUUGAAGAAACCUCUCUUGUUGCGCGGCCAGGGUUACGUAUGGAUGAUAUACAGGAAAGAAUGGUUGCAAGGUUGAAACACUUGGGAAUUAGAGUGAAGAGCAUUGAAGAAGAUGAGCACUGUGUCAUUCCCAUGGGUGGUCCCCUCCCAGUUCUCCCCCAAAGAGUUGUUGGAAUCGGCGGGACUGCAGGGAUGGUGCAUCCUUCAACUGGGUAUAUGGUAGCAAGGACUCUCGCCGCAGCUCCCAUUGUUGCUAAUGCCAUUGUGCAAAGUCUUGGUUCCGACAGAGGUCUUUUGGGAGCCGAUAUAUCCUCCCGAGUGUGGAAAGAUUUAUGGCCGAUCCAGAGGCGGCGGCAGAGGGAGUUCUUCUGCUUUGGUAUGGACAUCUUGCUCAAGCUUGAUUUACCAGGAACAAGGAGAUUUUUCGAUGCAUUUUUCGAUCUAGAACCUCGUUACUGGCAUGGAUUCUUGUCAUCGAGAUUGUUUCUCCCUGAACUCUUUUUUUUUGGGCUCUCUCUAUUUUCCUAUGCUUCCAAUACAUCUAGAUUAGAGAUUAUGGCAAAGGGGACUCUUCCUUUGGCAAACAUGAUCAACAACUUGUUAAAAGAUACAGAAUAAGAUGACUUUCUACUAAUCUGUUGUAUCCUGCAGAUGUUGUAUACUACUUCCGCCUAUAGUUUACGUCUGAUUUUAUAAAUUUAUAAUAA